AACUUCUUUACCUUUCUUUCUUGCCUUUUGUAUCUCCUGCAGUCUAUUCUAUCUACUGCCCAAUCAUUCCCAUAUCCAAGCUCCGAUCAAUCUACAACAAUGGCAGCAAUGGCAACAACAAUGUCGAAUACCUUUGCGAUAUUGCCACUCAAAGCUAUUUCCAGUCACAAUAAUUUUCCAUUGUUUUUUCCUACUAACUCUUGUUCUACAACUUCACUCACUAAAUUCGCAUUUCAAUGGAACUCUACUCAACCUGCUUCCUCUGCUGCUACUAUUCGAAACAAAAACAACUUCCUCUGUUCUUCUGUUGACACUUCCAAUCAGUGCGUAACUGUAAUUGAUAACGAUGACGAUGAUUGUAAGGAUUGUGAAUCUGAAGCAUUGGAUUUAGAGUUUGAGAACGAAAUUCAACUAUAUUCUUUCAAUCCUUUGCCUAUCUUCCUCUUAGCUGCUCUUCCUGGAGCGGAUACAGUGAAGUCUGUAUUUGGACCCUUUGUGGAGUUGGUUAAAUCAUGGAACCUUCCAGAUUGGCUUGUUCAUUGGGGUCAUCCUGGAAAUAUGGCAGUGGUGCUUUUCGCUAUGGGUGGAUAUGGUACAUAUUUGGGCUUCCGCAUUCGAUUCUCAGAUGAUGUGGAAGAAAAGGCUAAAGCUAAAGACUUGCACCCAAAACUGCUAGGAGGCAUGUUUUUCUUCUUUGCUCUUGGGGCAACUGGGGGCGUCACAUCUUUGCUCACCUCUGACAGACCGAUCUUCGAGAGCCCUCAUGCUGUUACCGGCUUCAUCGGCCUCGCUCUUUUAACCUUACAAACCAUCUUACCUUCUUUAUUUGAGGGGAAUCCUGGGCUGAGGAAUGUUCAUGGCAUCUUAGGCAGUGGAAUCAUGACGCUCUUCCUUGUUCAUGCCGCCUUAGGACUCCAACUCGGGUUGAGUUACUAGUGAAUUAUGAUCCCAAUCUCCGGAAUCAACUGUUCAUUCAUACGCAAAUCUCCAUUUUUUCUUCAAUCUUGAACCUUGAGCUCAACUAGAAAACACUAUAGCACGCACUGUUAGAAGAGAAUACUUCAAAAGUCCACAUAAGUAUACUCAUGUUCCUCUGGAAGAAAUAACAAUUUUCUCCCAAGAAAAUUAUAUAUAUAUCUGAAACAUAUUCCGGUAAAACAAAAUGUCAUUCAUUUUAUAAUUGCAACAUUCAAAUUUUAAGUA
Molecule: messenger RNA, 1203 nt
Organism: Amaranthus tricolor (Joseph's coat)
Lineage: Eukaryota; Viridiplantae; Streptophyta; Magnoliopsida; Caryophyllales; Amaranthaceae
Exons: 6
Coding region: 100-936 (278 amino acids)
Biological process (GO): respiratory electron transport chain
Cellular component (GO): membrane
Source: RefSeq, a predicted model, not a curated record